Cottoperca gobio is the source of this 2706-nucleotide messenger RNA. It is a transcript of the gene cyp7b1, whose product is annotated as cytochrome P450, family 7, subfamily B, polypeptide 1. NCBI's taxonomy places the organism in Eukaryota, Metazoa, Chordata, Actinopteri, Perciformes, Bovichtidae. Bases 52 to 1548 code for a protein of 498 amino acids. Gene Ontology annotation, molecular function: iron ion binding; heme binding; steroid hydroxylase activity. The record is from RefSeq and is a predicted model, not a curated record. The transcript is spliced from 6 exons. Gene Ontology annotation, biological process: cholesterol homeostasis; bile acid biosynthetic process.
UUUGUAUAUAUAAGUGUGUGUGUGUCGGUCUCUCCCGACUCGAUCAGAAACAUGUCCCUGCUGCUGCUGCUGCUGCUCGGCCUGCUCACCCUGAUCCUCUGCGUCCUCCGCGGCAGGAAGAGAAGAGCGGGCGAACCUCCGCUCAUCAAAGGCUGGAUUCCUUUCAUUGGAAAGGCUCUGGAGUUUGGACACGAUGCCCACACAUUUCUGGAGGAACACAAGAAGAAGUUCGGAGACAUUUUCACAGUACGGAUCGCAGGUAAAUACAUGACCUUCAUCAUGGACCCUUUACUGUAUCCAAACGUCAUCAAACACGGCCGGCAGCUCGACUUCCACGAGUUCGCCAAUAAGGUGUCGCCUGGCACCUUCGGCUACCCGCCCGUCAUCAGCGUGAAAUUUCCCGGCAUGCAGGAGCAGAUCAAGCGCUCCUUCCAACUCCUGCAGGGAGACAACCUGUCCACCCUGACAGAGAGCAUGAUGGGUAACCUCAUGCUGGUGUUUCGUCAGGACCACCUGUGUGAUGGGCCGAGGGAGGAGGGCGGCUGGAGGAGCGGCAGCAUGUACGAGUUCUGUAACUCAGUCAUGUUCGAGGCCACCUUCCUCACCAUGUAUGGCAGGCCGCAGGCUGCCAGCCGACACGGUGGGAUGGGCGUGCUGAGGGAGGACUUUGUCCGGUUUGACAACAUGUUUCCGCUGCUCAUCGCUCAGAUGCCCAUUUGGCUGCUGGGACAGACCAAGGCGAUCCGCGAGAAGCUGAUCAACUACUUCCUGCCGCACAGGAUGUCGUGUUGGUCCGACACGUCACAGUUCAUCAGGAUGCGAUCGGAGUUGCUUGAUCAGUACGACACUCUGAGGGACGUCGAUAAAGCAGCUCAUCACUUCGCCAUCCUCUGGGCGUCUGUGGGGAACACCGUCCCUGCCUCCUUCUGGGUCAUGUACUACCUGGUGAGCCACCCCGACGCUCUGCAGGUCGUGCGCCAGGAGCUCCACGACGCCCUGAGACUCGCCGGAGUCGAGUUCAGCCAGGACAGAGACGUGACGCUCGGCAAAGACCAGCUGGAGAAGCUCGUUUAUCUGGAGAGCGCCAUCAACGAGAGCCUGCGCCUGUCCUCGGCCUCCAUGAACAUCCGUGUUGUUCAGGAGGACUUCAGUCUGCGGCUGGACGGUGAGUGCUCAGUGGCGGUCAGGAAAGGAGACGUCAUCGCCCUCUACCCUCAGAGCAUGCACAUGGACCCCGAGAUCUACAAGGAGCCACAGUCGUUCCGGCUCGACCGCUUUAUUCAGGACGGCACAAUGAAGACAGACUUCUAUAAAGACGGGCAGAAGCUCAAGUAUUACCUGAUGCCGUUCGGCUCCGGCUCCUCCAUGUGUCCCGGGCGAUACUUUGCCGUCAACGAGAUCAAACAGUUCCUGUGUCUGCUGCUGCUGUACUUCGACCUGCAGCUGGACGAGGAUCAGAGCAGAGUCUCGCUGGACAACAGCAGAGCCGGACUGGGCAUUCUGCUGCCCGCCACCGACGUACGCUUCCGCUACAGACUGCAGGUCUGACAAAGUGUGUGUGUGUUAUUCACACGCAGUAGAUGAUCUCUCCUCUGCCGCAUUCAGGUCCAGUUUGGCCAAAUGUAUGUUUUUAUAUUACCAAUGUAUAAAGUGAAAGUGUGUAUACACUGUCAGCGUCUAGACCAGCAGGUUGAGCAGUGAAGCCUAAUGCUGAAGUGCCAAAAACUGCAGUUCCACUAAUGGCCACUUGAGUCUCCAACAGGAGUCAAUCCCCUUAGACUUCCAUAGACCCUGAGAUCAUUUCCCCCUUCAUGACAACUGUAGUUGGGAUGAAUUUUUAUAUAACUCACCCGUCAUUAUAUGAAGGCUUAAAGUUACGCAUUAUUAAGGCGUGGCCGCUGAGUGAGGUGGACACGACGUCCAUGUUUUAUACAGGCUGUGGCGACUCGACCCUGCUCAUCGUUGCCAGAUGGGAAAUGUUAAACUAUCGUACCAGAGGCCUAAAAUGAUCAUAUUUCAGGGAAAAUGAUCAUACGCCAGUCAUAACCACGAUAACAAAUAGGCAUGAAUGUGUAAUCUUACAAGAGCCGUAUUUAAAAAACUUUUGAAAUACUUACAAAUCUGCACACAUCGUUUUUUGGGUUUGUUUUUUAAAAAACAAGCUGACGUAGCUAUGAUGGAAGGUGGUAUGUUGUGCAUGAACGUGCCGGAGCGCGUUUAUUGUAUGUGAACUGUGAACUGAAAUGAUCCGUCUGUAACUAAUGAACGUGAUCUCACACAUGACUGAUUUACUGCUGGCGCCAUUAGCAAUUCAGACGACAACGCAGAUACUGCUAGUACAACGGAAGCCUACAGUACAUAUCCUUCUCUGAAAGAGUUUUAUGGAUACAUUUGUACAGAACCCAACGGAACAUAUUAACAUUUUUGUUCCAACUAAGCCCGCCCGGUUUGAGGAAACAAGUGCAGACGUCUGACACAUCGGCAACAGAUUUGAAACGUCACAUUGAGCUAAAGCCGACCAGUCUUAGGAAACAUCGGCAAGUUCUUUUAAAUCCGAGUGAACUGAACUUUGAGCUUACACAACGCUGGCCUUCUAUCACAACGUUACAUUACAAGACAGCACGACUGGAGGCCUGGUCAUAUUCUGCAUUAAACAGUUCAGGCCAAAAACUUAAAUAAAUAAAGAACUGAACUCUUUGAAACUAA